AUCGUUCAAUCGGACAGACCCUCACGUCGUUUCGGGUCAAACCGUGGAACAGAACUUGCCUAAUCGUCUUGGUCAAGAGCAUGAACAUUCAUUCGACGCAGAGACAAAAUUUAGAAUUUUUUGAGCUAAAGCCUAAAAUUGCGCAUAAACUUCUUGUGAUAGACUACUAGUAGUAUUCUACAAUUUAAACACAACUCCCUCCCUCAUUCUUGUUUGGUGUUUGCAACUCCAUAACAGCUCUCUCUCCUCCUGCACUUUCUCUCUCUAAACUAAUUGACGAGGAUGAAGAGCAGGAGCAGCAGUGGCGGCAAAGUAUCUGCAAAAUGGAUACCCAUUUUCUCCAUCUCGUUCUUCGUUCUCGGAACCCUUUUCACAAACAGAUUGUGGGUUUCACUUGAAUCUGACAAUGAUCAGCUCAUAUCGCGACCUCGACAUGACGAGGAGUUGCAGAUCGUCUCGGAGGACUGCUUGACGAAGAAGAAGAAGCCUGGACAAGAUAAGGAUGUAAUGGAAGAGAUUUACAAAACCCAUGAAGCAAUUCAUAUGCCUGUCAGAUCACUUGACAAAUCGGUUUCGACACUUCAGAUGGAGUUGGCUGCAACUCGAAAUUCUCAGAAGAAGGGGAGUUCUGUUAGCUCUGGUGAAAUCUCUACCUCAUCUCAUGAGGGCCCUCCAAGGAAGAAGGCAUUCAUAGUCAUUGGAAUAAACACUGCUUUUAGUAGUAGGAAGAGGCGUGAUUCGGUUAGACAAACUUGGAUGCCUCAAGGUGAAAAGCUUCUCCAGCUAGAGGAAGAGAAGGGGAUUAUUGUCCGGUUCAUGAUCGGCCAUAGCGCAACAUCUAACAGUAUAUUAGAUCGAGCUAUUGACUCCGAAGAUGCUCAGCAUAAGGACUUCCUCCGGCUGGAACAUGUUGAAGGCUAUCAUGAAUUGUCUGCAAAAACAAAAACUUUCUUUUCCACUGCUGUUACAAAAUGGGAUGCUGAUUUCUAUGUCAAGGUGGAUGAUGAUGUGCAUGUCAAUUUGGGUACGUUAGCUGCAACUCUUGCCCGUCACAGAUCAAAGCCCAGGGUGUACAUUGGGUGUAUGAAAUCUGGACCUGUUCUUUCUCAAAAAAAUGUUAAGUACCAUGAACCAGAAUACUGGAAAUUUGGAGAGGAAGGGAACAAGUACUUCAGGCAUGCAACUGGGCAGAUCUAUGCUAUAUCAAAGGAUUUGGCCACAUAUGUUUCAAUAAAUCAGCAUAUUUUGCACAAGUAUGCAAAUGAAGAUGUGACGCUUGGUUCAUGGUUUAUUGGCCUUGAAGUUGAACACAUUGAUGACCGCAAUAUGUGCUGUGGGACUCCACCAGAUUGUGAGUGGAAGGCACAGGCAGGUAAUGUGUGCGUCGCUUCAUUUGAUUGGAGCUGCAGUGGUAUUUGCAAAUCAGUGGAGAAGAUGAAGUAUGUUCACGAAAGGUGUGGUGAAGGGGAUGGAACUGGGGCUGCUCUAUUUUAAAUGGUGGGAGGGUGAAUGCUCGGCAUAAGCGAAUUGAAACCAUUCAUGUGCAGCCACACCAAGCAAUUGGAGGGAGAUUUUGUUUCCGUAUCAAGCAAUUUAUACAAAAAUUACACAUAUGAACAACAUAUUGCCUCCGGUAAACCACCGAGUUUGGAAGCAAGAUUUGUUGCAUCAGUUAUAUAUGAUUAUUGUAUUUAUGUUGUAGUUGUCACUCAAAUUUGAAGCGUGUGAUUUAGAAAAGUAAAAACUGUGGUUUUAGUGAGUGUGUUUAUUUUUUAUUUUUUAAGAGGGGAGUGGGGGAGGGAUUGAAUGGAGGAUGUUUUGGGUGUUCAUACACAAAGGGAUUCAUUCAAAUUGUAGUUGAAGUUUUACAUAUUGGUAAUUUGGACUCAAAAUAUUUACAGAAGGCUUGUUUGGCUGCCCUGUCUAAGUCAGUUUUUGGAAUUUGAUGUUUCAGUUCUAAAGUU
Molecule: messenger RNA, 1964 nt
Organism: Cornus florida
Lineage: Eukaryota; Viridiplantae; Streptophyta; Magnoliopsida; Cornales; Cornaceae
Product: beta-1,3-galactosyltransferase 7
Exons: 11
Coding region: 283-1494 (403 amino acids)
Cellular component (GO): Golgi membrane
Molecular function (GO): beta-1,3-galactosyltransferase activity
Source: RefSeq, a predicted model, not a curated record